Molecule: messenger RNA, 3718 nt
Organism: Marmota monax (woodchuck)
Lineage: Eukaryota; Metazoa; Chordata; Mammalia; Rodentia; Sciuridae
Gene: Nfxl1
Product: nuclear transcription factor, X-box binding like 1
Exons: 23
Coding region: 100-2823 (907 amino acids)
Biological process (GO): regulation of DNA-templated transcription
Cellular component (GO): nucleus
Molecular function (GO): zinc ion binding; DNA-binding transcription factor activity, RNA polymerase II-specific; RNA polymerase II transcription regulatory region sequence-specific DNA binding
Source: RefSeq, a predicted model, not a curated record
GGACUCCAGACGAGAAAGCGGCCAGCGCUGCCACGCGUUCUGCGGCCGGCCGGUGGGGGCUUCUGGGAAUUGUAGUCGUUGCGAGCGGGCGCCGUCGGGAUGGAAGCUUCCUGGCGCCAGGUGGCCGGUGGCCGAGGCCGUGCCCGAGGACGGGCCACCGCCGCCCCCUCCCCAGGAAAUGGAGUUCCUUUCCGCGGCGCGGGAGGAGGGCGAGAGAAAGGGUCUGGGGGUGCAGUUCAUGCCAGCCCCGGAGGAGCCGCGAGCACGGCGGGUGGCUGCCCCGUGGGACCUGAAGCACCGCAGGCUUCUGUGGCCACUGAGCUAAUGUCUCAGCAGAAAUUUGAGGAAAUCAAGAAAGCUAAUCAAGCUGCAGCCAAAAAACUAAUUGAAGAACACUUUAGCUCUUCAUCUGAAGAAGAAGGAGAUGAAGAUUUUGAAGGAAAACAGGGGAAAAUAGUUGCCAAUACAUUUGUAACAUAUACUACUCAGACAGAUGGAGAUAUACGUGAAUUAGAGCGAACAAAACAGUAUGUAAAUGAAGCUUUUCAAGCAGGAGCUAUGACAUGUUUAAUUUGUAUUGCUUCAGUGAAGAGAAACCAAGCAGUUUGGAGCUGUUCAGGAUGUUUCUGUAUAUUUCACAUGCCCUGUAUCCAAAAGUGGGCUAAAGACAGCCAGUUUCUUGUAUCUUCUUUGACAGAUGAUGAUUUUGGCAAGAAAGAUUAUCCUUGGCCUUGUCCAAAAUGUAGGUUUGAAUACAAAAGGUCAGAAACGCCUAGUAGGUACUAUUGCUAUUGUGGAAAAGUAGAAGAUCCACCUUUAGAUCCGUGGCUUGUGCCUCAUUCAUGUGGCCAAGUAUGUGAGAGAGAAUUUAAACCUUCUUGUGGUCAUAAGUGUUUACUUCUCUGUCAUCCAGGUCCCUGUCCUCCUUGUCCAAAGAUGGUUACAACAACUUGUUACUGUAAGAAAGCAAAGCCUAUCCCUCGUAGGUGCAGCACCAAGGAAUGGUCCUGUCAGCUACCAUGUGGACGCAAGUUGCUUUGUGGGCAACAUAAAUGUGAAAAUCCUUGUCAUGCAGGAAGUUGUCAACCCUGUCCAAGGGUUAGUAGACAAAAAUGUGUCUGUGGCAAAAAAGUAGCUGAAAGAAGCUGUGCGAGUCCACUGUGGCACUGUGAUCAAGUAUGUGGAAAAACACUGCCAUGUGGUAAUCAUACAUGUGAGCAAGUUUGCCAUGUUGGUGCUUGUGGAGAAUGUCCUCGAUCUGGGAAAAGGUUCUGUCCAUGUCAGAAAUCAAAGUUUUCUUUGCCUUGUACAGAAGAUGUACCAACUUGUGGAGAUAGUUGUGACAAAGUCCUGGAAUGUGGAAUCCACAGAUGUUCACAGCGUUGUCAUCGAGGUUCUUGCGAAACAUGUAGACAAGAAGUGGAAAAACAUUGUCGUUGUGGAAAGCAUACAAAACGAAUGCCCUGCCAUAAACCUUAUAUAUGUGAAACUAAAUGUGUCAAGAUGCGAGACUGUCAGAAGCAUCAGUGUAGGAGAAAGUGUUGCCCUGGAAACUGUCCACCUUGUGAUCAAAAUUGUGGACGGACUUUAGGAUGUAGAAACCAUAAGUGUCCGUCUGUCUGCCACAGAGGCAGUUGCUAUCCAUGCCCAGAAACUGUAGAUGUAAAGUGCAAUUGUGGUAAUGCAAAAGUGACAGUACCUUGUGGCCGAGAACGAACCACAAGGCCACCCAAAUGCAAAGAGAUAUGCAGUCGACCACCAACAUGCCAUCAUACAAGUCGAGAAAAACAUCGUUGUCAUUUUGGUCCUUGUCCACCAUGUCAUCAACCUUGCCAAAAAGUUUUGGAGAAAUGUGGUCACUUGUGUCCUGCUUCAUGUCAUGAUCAAGCAUUAAUAAAGCAGACAGGCAGGCACCAACCUUCAGGUCCUUGGGAGCAGCCUUCUGAGCCAGCAUUUAUUCAGACUGCAUUACCUUGUCCUCCAUGUCAAGUUCCUAUUUCUAUGGAAUGUCUUGGGAAGCAUGAGGUGAGUCCUGUACCAUGCCAUGCUGUUGGACCCUACUCUUGUAAGAGAGUUUGUGGACGAAUCUUAGCUUGUCAGAAUCAUACCUGUAUGAAAGAAUGCCACAAAGUAACUGAAGUUGAAGGCUGCGGUGACAAAAACAAGGCUGGCCCAGAAUGCCUUCAUUGUGAAGAAGGGUGUUCUAAAUCACGGCCACCAGGUUGUCCUCAUCUGUGUGUUUUGCCAUGUCAUCCAGGAGAAUGCCCUCCUUGUGUUCAGAUGCUUAGAAUAAAAUGUCACUGCAAGAUCACAAGCCUAUAUGUGGAAUGUCGAAAAAUAACCACAGCUGAUGUAAAUGAAAAGAACCUCCUCAGUUGUUGCAAAAAUCAGUGCCCUAAAGAGCUUCCCUGUGGACAUAGAUGUAAAGAGAUGUGUCAUCCUGGUGAAUGUCCCUUUAAUUGCAACCAGAAGGUAAAACUCAGAUGUCCUUGUAAAAGAAUAAAAAAGGAAUUGCCAUGCAGUAAAGUACGUGAAAAUCAGGUUUCAGUAGAAUGUGAUGCAACAUGCAAAGAAAUGAAGCGGAAAGCAUCUGAGAUAAAAGAAGCAGAAGCCAAAGCUGUUCUUGAAGAGGAAAAACGAAGACAACAGGCUGAACUGGAGGCUUUUGAGAACAGACUGAAGGGUCGUCGGAAGAAGAACAGGAAAAGAGAUGAAGUGGCAGUUGAACUAUCACUUUGGCAAAAAUAUAAAUAUUACCUCCUUCCAGUGUGUGGAGUUACAGUCGUGUUAUUUGCAUGGUACAUUGCCCAUGAUGUGGAUUAAAAAAUUUUUUAUCUUUUAAUAUACCUCAGAUUGGAGUUAGAUCAGUUGUUAAAUUUGGACUAUUAGAAAAUGUAUAUUGUGGGCCAUGGUAUAUAUUCACAUUCAUCUCUGUAUACUCCUCUAGAUAUUGUAAGAAAGUCAGAAUGUUAAGCUUUAUCUUCAUUAGUAUAUUAGAAAGGGCAGUAUAACACUGUCUAAAAGCAUGAUUGAAAUUGUAUAUUGCAUAAGGCUUAGUUAGUGGUAAGAGUUACAUGUUGAUAUUCAUUGCGCUUUCUUGUAUUUAGUUGUUUUAAUAUUUCAAACGAACUAUUUUUUUUUUUUUUGGUAAAUUCGGGUGAAACAGCCAUAUAUACAAUAAAAGGACCAUUUCUCCAUGUUUUGUUUUCAUAUUGGCUACUUUUCUUGAUCAUGUGACUUUGUACCUUUUAAAAAAGGUGAUACUCUACAACAACUCUUGUAAUGUGAAGCUUUAUAAUUAGAUUUCAGAAGUUAAGUUUGUGAGGAAUUUUUAUCCAUUGUUAAAGUGAAAUUUAUUUGUUUCAACAAAUGACGGACUAGGUUCCUCCCAUGGCUGUUUCUUGUGCAAGAAGCUUUUAACUAAAGUUUGCAUGUUUUAUGAAACUUGUAUGUCUCUUUUUAAGAUAGUAAUAAAAGGAAAACUAAUAUUUAUGAGCAAUAUGUGCUGAGCACAGGGGUUAUAAGUUUUACAUACUUGAUUCUUAUUUCUCUUUACCACAGUCCUAAAUAGAUUACAGCUAGAAAUAAUCAGUUCUUAUGAAAACAAACUGGUGGAGAAGUAUCAUCAAGCCAAAUCUAUUUGAAUUGUAAGUCAUUUUAAAUAGUUUUGCUAUUUAAUUUUUGUAUGAUUGUUUUCAUUAAAAUUUUUCAAACCAAA